Salvia splendens (bonfire salvia) is the source of this 546-nucleotide messenger RNA. RefSeq lists its product as uncharacterized. The record is from RefSeq and is a predicted model, not a curated record. NCBI's taxonomy places the organism in Eukaryota, Viridiplantae, Streptophyta, Magnoliopsida, Lamiales, Lamiaceae. The transcript has a single exon. The annotation marks the transcript as partial.
AUGGCUUUCGUUCGUCGAGACAAGAAGGGGUAUGCAGUGGCUAAUGAGGACGGCCGACCACUUUUUCAAUUCGACUUGCCCCCUUCUUCAACUCCUCACCAUCGGUUUGUACUUAGUUCAGUUGAUGGUUUGCUUUUGUUGUGGGAUGGAUUGGAUGAUAAUAAUGAUAUUCUCUUCGUAGUCAAUCCAAUGACUCGUGAAUAUAUUGAUCUUCCUCCUCUACCUGCACGUAGGUGUCUAUUUGGAUUUGGGGUGAGCAAAUUAAGUGGACAAUAUAAGAUUUUAUGUGUCGAUGAAUCUAGGUUCUGUCAUGUGUACACUCUAGGAGGAGAAUGUUCAUGGAGAAGGAUCCCAGCACCAGCGGCAAUUAGGCUGCCUCACGCGCUAAAGAUUACAUAUAGACCGUCACUUGAUUAUGCUAUAUUUUUGAACGGAAAUAUUCACUGGCUUGCAUGUGACCUUGAGAAUAAUUUUUUGAUUUGUUGCUUUGAUCUUGAAACAGAGCUCUUCACCAGUUUUCCUCUUAAGGAUCCACCCCUUCUCAAG